This is a messenger RNA of Perca flavescens (yellow perch), 600 nucleotides long. RefSeq names its product ribosomal protein S14 (gene rps14). Gene Ontology annotation, biological process: translation. Gene Ontology annotation, cellular component: ribosome. Gene Ontology annotation, molecular function: structural constituent of ribosome. The transcript has 6 exons. The record is from RefSeq and is a predicted model, not a curated record. NCBI's taxonomy places the organism in Eukaryota, Metazoa, Chordata, Actinopteri, Perciformes, Percidae. The coding region runs from base 112 to 552 and encodes 146 amino acids.
UCUUCCCGCGCUUGAACGGCUUGAACGCGUCAAGGAGACGUCAUCUUUGGCCCCGGAAGCGGAAGUUCUUUCCUUUCUUGUUUCUGCUUCGUAUAGAGACACACAGCGACGAUGGCUCCUCGUAAAGGGAAGGAAAAGAAGGAGGAGCAGGUGAUCAGUCUGGGUCCUCAGGUAGCUGAAGGAGAGAACGUGUUCGGAGUCUGCCACAUCUUCGCCUCCUUCAACGACACCUUCGUCCACGUCACUGACCUCUCCGGAAAGGAGACGAUCUGCCGCGUGACCGGCGGCAUGAAGGUGAAGGCCGACAGAGACGAGUCGUCACCGUGCGAGGGCGUGGCUCAGGUACGCACAAAGACACACACACAUCACACACUGCACAUCAAGCUGAGGGCUACCGGGGGCAACAGGACCAAGACUCCCGGUCCAGGAGCUCAGUCUGCUCUCAGAGCUCUGGCUCGCUCUGGGAUGAAGAUCGGACGCAUCGAGGAUGUGACUCCGAUCCCGUCAGACUCCACCAGGAGGAAGGGUGGUCGCCGUGGUCGCCGUCUGUAACCUGACCCCCCCACGUCUCCAUGACAACAAUAAAAACGUUAAAGUCCA